GUACAUGAUGUUCGGCCUCAUUUGGAUUUGUCGGGCUAUUAGUCUGUCUGUGAUGAAGCGGUUUCCGACACUCGACCAUAUUGUAGAUGCUGGGUUUAUUACAAAGGAGGAGAAGGUGAUGUUCGAGAAUACUGAGUGUAAGUAUCAAAAGUUCUUUGUUCCGCUGAUGUGGGCCAACCAGAUUUUGGUCACUGCAAGAAGGGAGAACAAGAUAGAGACUGAGUUCGGUCUCAGAAUGAUCAUUGAGUCGCUGGCAGAUUUUCGCGACAAAUGCUCCCUUUGUUUUGUCUACGACUGGAUCACCGUGCCGCUUGUGUAUACUCAGGUAGUGACUUUUGCGGUGUAUUCCUAUUUUGCGGUAAGUCUGUUUGGUCAACAGUACUUGGAUCCUGCCAAAAACUACAAGGGAUUCGAAAUCGACUUCUACUUCCCAGGCUUCACGAUUCUUCAGUUCUUGUUUUAUAUGGGCUGGCUGAAGGUUAGUACCAAGACUUGUUUUAGAUCCACUAGCAAAGUUGUUGCAGAACAAAUGAUCAAUCCCUUUGGAGAAGAUGACGAUGACUUUGAUAUCAACUGGCUACUGGACAGACAUACUGCUGUGGCUUUUGCUUUGGUGGAUCAGUGCUAUGGAAAAUACCCAAGUCUGGUGAGAGAUGGGUUCUGGAACGACGUUGCCCCAGACAUACCUUACACCGAAUCUUCUGCCAGAUUCAUGAGACCUAACUUCUUGGGCUCAACAUUCAACAUAGAAAACCGACGAAAACCUUCCAUAAGUGGGUCAUUACUUUCUCUCGGCUACGGCCGCCACAUGCCCAAUGGAAAAGUCUACUACUACGUCCUGGAUAAAGAUCAGGACAAAGCCAGCCGGACCAGGUGGUCAUCGGUUGAGAUCCCGGUAUCUGACAGCGUGUCUGAUGAUGGCAGCGAUACAUUUCAGGU
Candidula unifasciata is the source of this 939-nucleotide messenger RNA. NCBI's taxonomy places the organism in Eukaryota, Metazoa, Mollusca, Gastropoda, Stylommatophora, Geomitridae. The record is from the annotation of a GenBank genome assembly.